ACCUCUACGCUAGAAGUUACCUGAAAUUGUGUAAGUGAGCAGAUCUCUGUGUAUAACACUAUUUGUGUUUAAUUCAACAGGUGAAAUAGGUAUGGAGAGGGUAAUUCUGCGUGAGGGGAAAGUCACUAUGGAGCUUGCGGAUUCCCAGUUAGACACCCGUGAGUUAUUUUAUUAAAAGUUAGAAUGCAUGCACUGUUUUUAUCAAAUCAGUAAACAGUAUACACAACAAAAGUAAAUAGAAUAUCAAGUGUAUACGAUAUUUACCUACUCAAGGAAUACGAGUAAGAUGCAUAAAACACUUAUUGACAUUCACAGUCAUCAAUGAUCAAAUACAGAAUAAACCCCGUGGAAAACAUAAACUGUAUUUCCAUAAAAGGGGUGAAUACAUUAAUUUACAACUUCCAAAAAUGGGGAAUGUGAUAUUUGACUUCAAUGAAAGUUAUUAUUGACAAAAAAUAAGACAAAAAUUUGCACAAUAUACAAAAUUUAUAGGAUGAUGCGGCUGAACUUUAAGACAAUAUUGCUUGUAAUAGUAGUUGCAGUAUUAAGUUCAAUAUUAACAUCAUGGAGUAAUUGUGGUAAUCCAUUCUUUUUUAAAAGUACUGAAUGGAAAACGAAAUUUCAACAUAGAGAUCGACAAACUUUAGAAAGUGGAUAUCAAGAAAUAGAUUGUCACAUUAAUGGUGAUUAUUCAAUUGGUUGUCGUAAAGAAGGAGAUGAAGUGUAUAUACCAUUUUCAUUUAUCCAUAAGUAUUUUGAGAUUUAUGGGAAAUUAGCAACCUAUGAUGGUUUAGAAAGGUUUGAGUGGUUGCAUAGUUAUUCAAAAAUUGUUAAUCCUAAAGGAAAAUAUGAUCCACGAGGAGUAUUCAUGACCUUUGAGAAUUAUAAUGUUGAAGUUCGAGAACGAGUUAAAUGCAUCAGUGGAAACGAUGGUGUCCCAAUAUCUACACAAUGGGAAAGCCAGGGAUAUUAUUAUCCUACUCAAAUUGCUCAAUUUGGUCUAUCUCAUUAUAGUAAAAAUUUAACAGAACCAGAACCACGAAAAAAGAUUAUUGAAGAUUCAGAUAAAAUUAAACGAGAAUGGACUAUACCUCAGGGAUCCAUUGUAUCUAGAGUAUUUGAUAAACAUGCUAACAGUCAUAUAAUGAAGUUUGCUACACCAGAAACUAGUACUUCUGGAAUUACUCUAAAAUUAGAUCACGUCUUGGACUUUGUAUUAAAAUGGGAUUUUAAUAUUAAAGAAAAUGGUAGUAUCAUGGUUACAUUACAGUCUAGGGAAAGGAAGGAAGUAUAUUACCUUCAUUAUAUUACUAGUAAUAUAGUACUGUAUGCUUACAAUAACCAUAUAUACUAUGGAAUUGGUCAAAUUAACCAUCAGUGGAAAAGAUAUACUAGGGACUUGGUGAUUGAUCUACAGAAGGGUUUAUACUUAAAUGAUAAAAAUAAAAAAAAAUUGUCUCGUUCUAAACUAAAGAUGAUAAAAAUAACUUUGUAUGGGUCUGGAAUGAUUGAUAAUAUAACAUUGUCUACAAGUGAGCAUAUGGAACAAUUUUAUGAUGCAGCGAGAUGGUUUGUAACCAAUCAAAAUAUUAGUUCAGGUGGAUGGGCAAAUCCUGUUAGAAGAAAGGUAGCACCUGGAAUGGCUACUCUUGAGCCUGGAUGGUAUUCCAGUAUGGGACAAGGACAUGCUAUUUCUGUAUUAGCACGGGCAUAUUAUCAUUCCAACGAAGAAAAAUAUUUACAAGCUGCUAUUAGAGGUUUACAACCUUUUAGAUUAUCCUCUAACAAGGGAGGAGUCGCUGCAGUAUUCCUAGAUAAAUAUGUAUGGUAUGAAGAAUACCCUACAACACCCUCUUCUUUUGUACUUAAUGGGUUUAUUUAUUCUCUAAUUGGGUUGUAUGAUUUAAAGAGUAUAGCCACAGGAAAGGAUGCUGAAGAAGCAUCUCGCCUUUUUAGUCAGGGUAUGACCUCAUUGAAAAAUAUAUUAACUUUGUAUGAUACAGGCUCUGGUACUACAUAUGAUUUACGUCAUUUUACAUUAAAAACAGCUCCAAAUUUAGCUAGAUGGGAUUAUCAUUCUACUCAUAUCAAUCAACUUCUUCUCUUAAAUUCAAUUGAUAAUGAUUCAAUUUUUACCGCUACAGCAGAAAGAUGGAUAGGUUACAUGAAUGGCAAAAGAGCUGCACACAAUUAACUUUUUUAUUUUCAACGUGUAAUUGUCUUUUGCAUUUGUUCAUUCACUUUUUACACUUUUUUCACUCAUUUGCAUUGCUUUCCAUUUUUAUAUCGUACAUUUUAUAAGUAAAUCCAAAUUCUCAUGAAAUACAGUGGACCAAAAUAUACUAAUCUGUUUGACAUAAUUUUAUAUGAAGUCAGAAAAAUUUUUCAUAUUAAUUUAGAAGUUUUCAUUUACAUAUAUCAUUAAAAUAAUUUUGAAAGAGAAGAAUUUUGUAUUAUAUUAAACCUAAAUAAUUGACAUAUCUGUGAU
Molecule: messenger RNA, 2488 nt
Organism: Nomia melanderi (Alkali bee)
Lineage: Eukaryota; Metazoa; Arthropoda; Insecta; Hymenoptera; Halictidae
Gene: Hsepi
Product: D-glucuronyl C5-epimerase
Biological process (GO): heparan sulfate proteoglycan biosynthetic process
Cellular component (GO): Golgi apparatus
Molecular function (GO): heparosan-N-sulfate-glucuronate 5-epimerase activity
Source: RefSeq, a predicted model, not a curated record